Molecule: messenger RNA, 1735 nt
Organism: Brachypodium distachyon (stiff brome)
Lineage: Eukaryota; Viridiplantae; Streptophyta; Magnoliopsida; Poales; Poaceae
Product: probable calcium-binding protein CML41
Exons: 1
Coding region: 924-1457 (177 amino acids)
Molecular function (GO): calcium ion binding
Source: RefSeq, a predicted model, not a curated record
GUGGUGAUGCCAAACAGACAUGUGGCAUGCACAGUUGCUAGUUUCUAGCAGUUGAUGGCCUCCAUGAGAGGCACAUGGAAGUUCUGCGGUUGCAUUGUUUAGCUCGUUCUUGCAUGAGUAUAAAAAUUCGGAUUUCCUUGCCCCCAAACCUUAAGCAAUGAGAUCUCUCUUGAAAUCUCAGUAUCCACUGUUUAUUCUUUCUUCCAAAAUGUACUCCACCUUUGAAGAAACCCAAAUCAAGAUCCAGUUGUGGGACCGGGACACACGAGCUUCAGAUUUCUUCUCUCUCUAUUUGAACCUGAAAGGACAUUUCAGACAGCCCAGCUCCUACAUAUUCAGAACCUGCAUGUAGCCUGAGUUCCUGGCCUCCUGGAAGAAAAGAAGAGUUUGUUGCAUUCAGCUCCUCUUCAUGUGCAAACAGGUAAAAUUCUCAGCGGUCAGUCGGCAGGCCAAGAGCUUGAGUGAACCGAGAAUUCAAACCCGGGCGCUAGAACCACCGGGAAUCUCGAACUGAACCGCUCGAUCGGGGCCUCGAUCCGAGAUAUCGUUGUUCGGUGGUGGACGGCGGCGCUCGGAUCGCGAGCCAUGUGCUCACGUUGUCCGACGAGGAGGCUUUGACAGUAUCCGAGAGCAAGGCAAGGUAGUUGCUAACCAACUUCUGAUCACGACCGGUCAAACCCACGCAAAGAUGGCAGCUUCUGCUUCCCAAAUGGCAUCCCAAGCGCUUGGCGCUGACCUGAGCACCUAUAAAAGGAGACGCCCGCCAUGGUUCUUCUUCCACAGCUGCAUUGGAAAUCUCAAAUCUCUUCUCCCAGCACAAUUGUACACCGUAGAACAGAACAGAACAGAACAGCCAAGGCCUCUGCGUAUUUCUUUCAGUUCUUGUAGUGUUCUUUUUGACUUCGAUCGGCAAGGAAGGAUCAAUGGCGAAGCGGCUGGCGCGCAAGCGGAGCUUCAGGCUCGGGCUGCCGCUGUUCUGCGGCCAGUCCGACGUGGCGAGCCCAGCCGCCGCCGCGGCCCGGUCGUCUUCUUCGUCUUCGUCCGGCACCGGCGGAAGCAGGAAGUCGGAGCUGCGGAGGAUAUUCCAGCACUUCGACAGGGACAACGACGGGAAGAUCUCCGGCGCCGAGCUGAGCGCCUUCUUCGCGUCCAUGGGCGACGCCGACCUGCCGCUGCCGCCAUCAUCGGGAGGCGGCGGCGGCGGCUACCUGCUGGACUUCGCCGGGUUCGUGGAGCUCAUGGAGGGCAGCCAUGACGAGGACCUGAGGAGGGCGUUCGAGGUGUUCAACGCCGUGGAGCCCGCGGGCGGCCGGAUCACGGCCAGGGGCCUGCGGCGGGUGCUCGCGCAGCUCGGCGACGAGCGGUCCGUUGCCGACUGCGAGGCCAUGAUUCGGGCCUACGACGUCGACGGCGAUGGCGGGCUCGACUUCCAUGAGUUCCAGAGGAUGAUGAGCUAGCCUGCUAGAUGAAGCUGGCCACACCGACAACGAUGGUUCUUGUUCAUAACUCUGUCUGCAUCCAGAUGAGACCACGCAGAUAAUGUCCCAAAUCUGCUGUAGUCUCGUCCUGUGUUGUUUGGUGUCUGGGAACUGACACCGGUGUAUCAGUGAAGUUACAGUUGAUUUCCAUUUAUUUUUUCUUUCUUACCAGUAGUUUGUUUUAGAACUGUGAUACUUCCAGAGCUUCAUCUCUGCAAAAUGGCUGAAAAGGAAUGAGACGGAACAAGUUUCAUCAA